CCGCGCCACCACACCAACCAACUCAAACGACCAUUUCUUCUAAUCCCUAGUACCCAAUCUUCUCCUCUCAAAUUUCGACCUCUGCUGAUCUCUCCCACGGGGGAUCUGGCUAGAUAACCAGAAACCAUGUUUCAUUCUCGCUUCACACCCCUAGCUCGCGCCGUCAAAUCCACGAAACCCCGCUUUUUCUCCUCCCUAGUCGAGGCCGCAAAACCCCAAUUCCCCCAAACUCUUGCUGGUCUCCGUGCCCGUUUAGCCUCCGAGUCCCCUUCCCUUUCCGACUUCACCGACCUCCAGUCUAAUAACUCCUACUCCGUUGAAGUGGGCACCAAGAAAAAACCCCUUCCGAAGCCCAAAUGGAUGAAGGAAGCAAUCCCCGGUGGCGAAAAGUACGUCCAGAUCAAGAAGAAGCUCAGGGAAUUGAAGUUGCAUACUGUUUGCGAGGAGGCUAAGUGUCCUAAUUUGGGUGAGUGCUGGUCUGGUGGCGAGACAGGAACUGCUACUGCCACCAUUAUGAUUCUUGGGGAUACCUGUACUCGUGGUUGCAGGUUUUGCAAUGUGAAGACAUCGCGUACUCCUCCUCCACCUGAUCCGGAUGAGCCUGUCAAUGUGGCCGAGGCAAUUGCAUCGUGGGGUUUGGAUUAUGUCGUUAUUACUAGUGUGGAUCGUGAUGAUUUGCUCGAUCAAGGGAGUGGUCAUUUUGCUCAGACUGUGCAAAAGCUGAAGGCUUUGAAGCCAAACAUGCUGAUAGAAGCAUUGGUUCCGGAUUUUCGAGGAGACCCUGGAUGUGUAGAGAAAGUUGCAAAAUCAGGAUUAGAUGUUUUUGCUCACAAUAUUGAGACAGUUGAAGAACUUCAAAGUGUUGUACGGGAUCGUCGUGCAAAUUUUAAGCAAUCUUUGGAUGUUUUAAUGAUGGCCAAAGAUCAUGCUUCCACUGGAACACUUACCAAGACUUCAAUAAUGUUAGGCUGUGGGGAAACACCUGAACAGGUUGUGAAAACAAUGGAGAAAGUGAGGGCAGCAGGUGUUGAUGUGAUGACUUUUGGCCAGUAUAUGAGACCAUCAAAGCGUCAUAUGCCAGUAUCUGAAUACAUUACCCCUGAGGCUUUUGAGAAGUACAGAACACUUGGCAUGGAAAUGGGAUUUCGGUAUGUGGCAUCAGGUCCCAUGGUCAGAUCAUCAUACAAGGCAGGCGAAUUUUAUAUCAAAUCCAUGAUAGAAUCAGAUCGGGCUGCAUCUUCACAACUUCCUAACUCUUGAUGAGGGCCUCUUUUUUUUUAUUAUCUUUUUAAUUUCCCUUACUUUUCCUUUCUCCUCCACAUCACAUGCUGGUCACUUUGUGUAUUGCUUGAUCAAUGUUUACGGAAGUACAAACUCAAUGGCUUUAGCUCA
Messenger RNA from Hevea brasiliensis (rubber tree), 1392 nucleotides. Its product is annotated as lipoyl synthase, mitochondrial. The transcript is spliced from 4 exons. Gene Ontology annotation, molecular function: 4 iron, 4 sulfur cluster binding; lipoate synthase activity. NCBI's taxonomy places the organism in Eukaryota, Viridiplantae, Streptophyta, Magnoliopsida, Malpighiales, Euphorbiaceae. Gene Ontology annotation, cellular component: mitochondrion. Gene Ontology annotation, biological process: lipoate biosynthetic process. Bases 127 to 1260 code for a protein of 377 amino acids. The record is from RefSeq and is a predicted model, not a curated record.